AUUUUGUUUUUAUUUCUUAUGUUAGCAUUUGUUGGAAAACCUUCCUGAACAACUUCUCAAUUUUGGGUAAUCCCCGCCGGGCGCGAGGUACCACCAAUGCACCCACCGCCUUCCAAAUAAUGACCCAACCGCCUUGCUUUGCUUCAGUAGCCGUUAGUGUUUCAAUAUGGAAAGUUUCUGUAGAUAAAUAGCCGCUAGGGUUUCAUUAGCCGUUUGUUAGUGUUCUUUCUCCGUCCCAAACUCAUCACUUCAAUUCGAUUCCUCUCCUUUUCUUCUCCUCUCCGAUGCUCUACCUCCAUUCACUUAUAAUAUUUACUUGGGGAGGGUUAGUUUGGGUUGCUGUUCUUCUAGAUAUGUUUUCUGCCGAGUUUGAUAAUAAUUCUUCGGAAAAUUCUCCGGCCCCAAGAAAAAUGGUUUAAGUCUGACGAGAAAAAUCCUGCUCUGACCAAACCCCCAAGCUCAAAAGGAAUUGGUAGGAGAAUGUUUGGUUCAGAAGUUAGUCAGAAUAUUGUAGCUGCAGGAGCACCUCCUCUUGUGGUUAACAAAAGAGGGUUACCAGAGUUGCUCAGAAAGAUCUGCAAAGAAAACAUGCCUGAUCAUCAAGUGCAUCGACCAAUCUCAAGGAGUUUUAUUGCACAAAUGGGCAGUACGCAGCAUCAAUUCUCUGUGGAAUCCAAGAGAAUAAACACAUCAGUUCAAGAUUCAAUUAGAGUAGAAGACUGUAAUUUGAUCAUAUGUGCAGAUGAAAAAAAUGAUGCCAAAGACCAACCUGAACCAAUGUUCUUGGAGCAAACAGAUCAAAUAGUCAAGCAUGAAAUGGGUCAGAUGGAGGAGGUCAAAAUGAAGGAUCUAUGUGAAGAUCCUGUCAUGGAUAUAGACACCUGUGAUGUAAAAAACCCACUUGAAAUUGUUGACUACGUUGAAGAUAUCUAUGCCUAUUACAAGAAGAUGGAGUGUUCAGGCUAUGUCCCGCCAGACUACAUGGCACAACAAUUUGACAUUAAUGGGAAAAUGAGAGAUAUACUAAUUGACUGGCUUAUCGAGGUACACAAUGAUUUUGAACUCAGGGAGGAAACAUUAUUUCUUACUGUAAAUCUCGUUGACAGAUUUUUAGCCCAGCAAAGAGUGGACAGAGAGAAGCUUCAGUUGGUGGGUCUGACUGCGAUGCUGCUGGCAUGCAAAUAUGAAAAUUUUCGUGGAGUACUUAUUGAGAAUUUAAUUUUUAUAUCAGGCAGUGCUUGUGCCAGGAAGGAACUUCUAGAUAUGGAAAGAUUGAUGCUCAAGACUUUGCAAUUUAACUUGUCUUGUCCAACCCCAUAUGUUUUCAUGAGAAGGUUCCUAAAGGCUGCUCAAUCUGACAAGAAGGUUAGUGAAAUAUUGUCAUUCUUCUUGAUUGAUCUUUGCCUUGUGGAGUACGAGAUGCUCAAGUUCCCACCAUCUCUGUUAGCUGCUUCUGCAAUCUAUACUGCCCAAUGUACCCUUCAUGGGUUUAAGCAAUGGGAUAAGAAGUGCCAGUGGUAUACUGGCUAUUCAGAAGAUGAACUCCUUGAAUGCUCAGUACUAAUAGUUACUUUCCACCAGAAAGCAGGAACUGGGAAACUAAUUGGGCUUCAGAGGAAAUACUCUGCAUCUAGGUUUGGCUUUACUGCAAAAUAUGAACCUGCAAAGUUUUUAUUAGAGGGCAUCCAAGUAUAGCAAGGGAAUGUGUACAAACUUUACAUGAACAAGGUUCAUCUGGGCUUCGGUGGGAAUGGGGGCCUGUGAUGCACCUGCGAGGGUUUUGUAGCUUCUUAGGUUGUUACGAUGAUAAUAACCAUGGUUAUUUUCACUUUCAAGACACUUUUUUUGAAGAUCUAUAGUACAAAUUAAUUUCUGAAGUA
This is a messenger RNA of Malania oleifera, 1880 nucleotides long. RefSeq names its product G2/mitotic-specific cyclin-2-like. The transcript is spliced from 11 exons. Gene Ontology annotation, cellular component: cytoplasm; centrosome; cyclin-dependent protein kinase holoenzyme complex. NCBI's taxonomy places the organism in Eukaryota, Viridiplantae, Streptophyta, Magnoliopsida, Santalales, Ximeniaceae. Gene Ontology annotation, biological process: regulation of cyclin-dependent protein serine/threonine kinase activity; mitotic cell cycle phase transition. The record is from RefSeq and is a predicted model, not a curated record. Bases 481 to 1695 code for a protein of 404 amino acids. Gene Ontology annotation, molecular function: cyclin-dependent protein serine/threonine kinase regulator activity.